Lutra lutra (Eurasian river otter) is the source of this 1645-nucleotide messenger RNA. RefSeq names its product chromosome 10 C11orf54 homolog (gene BKGD). The record is from RefSeq and is a predicted model, not a curated record. Gene Ontology annotation, molecular function: zinc ion binding; hydrolase activity, acting on ester bonds. Gene Ontology annotation, cellular component: nucleus. The transcript is spliced from 9 exons. NCBI's taxonomy places the organism in Eukaryota, Metazoa, Chordata, Mammalia, Carnivora, Mustelidae. The coding region runs from base 340 to 1287 and encodes 315 amino acids.
ACGUCCAAAAGCGGAGGAGGCGGGGUUGACAGACAAAAUCAGGAUUCAGGUGCGGAUUUCGUUUACCUAAUGGGUAAAUAGGAUAGCUUAAAACGUGUCCGCUAAUGACAAGAAUAAAUUGUGGGGCCAACUAAACCGGGUGGAUGUGAACUGAGAGGAGUCAGCCGCUCGGCUGUUUCCGGUGUCUCUCAUUUGCUGAACUGUCUUCGGAUUUUCCAAAGACUUCGGGGGUGCGUGCGUGGCGAGCAACACUCUUCAUGCGUGGGUCACGGUGAACUCUUGUGAUCAUUAGCCUACCAUAGCUUUGCGUGUAUAUCCUCAUACCUAAAGAAGAAAGAAAUGGCUUGUGCUGAGUAUUCUUUUCACGUGCCAAGUCUCGAGGAGCUUGCUGGAGUUCUGCAGAAGGGGCUAAAGGAUAACUUUGCUGAUGUCCAGGUCUCUGUGGUUGAUUGCCCUGAUUUGACUAAGGAGCCAUUUACAUUUCCUGUAAAAGGCAUCUGUGGGAAAACUAGAAUUGCAGAAGUAGGAGGUGUGCCUUACUUAUUGCCUCUUAUAAAAAAAGAAAAAGUUUAUGAUAUAAAUAAGAUUGCAAAAGAAAUCAAGCUUCCUGGAGCUUUUAUUCUUGGAGCAGGAGCAGGCCCAUUUCAGACUCUUGGGUUCAAUUGUGAGUUUAUGCCAGUCAUUCAAACAGAAAGUGAACACAAACCUCCAGUGAAUGGAAGUUACUUUGCCCGUGUUAACCCUGCAGAUGGAGGGUGCCUCCUAGAGAAAUACAGUGAGAAAUACCAUGAUUUUGGGUGUGCAUUACUGGCUAAUCUUUUCGCCAGUGAGGGUCAACCUGGAAAGGUCAUUAAGGUGAAAGCCAAAAGAAGAACUGGAAAACUUAACUUUGUGACUUGUAUGAGACAGACUCUUGAAAAACAUUAUGGAGAUAAACCUGUAGGGAUGGGAGGUACUUUCAUAAUUCAGAAGGGAAAAGCAAAGACUCACGUAAUGCCUGCAGAAUUUUCUUCCUGCCCAUUGAACUCUGAAGAAGAGGUGAAUAAAUGGUUGCGCUUUUAUGAGAUGAAAGCUCCUUUGGUUUGUCUGCCAGUUUUUGUCUCCAGAGACCCAGGGUUUGAUUUGCGAUUGGAGCACACUCAUUGUUUUAGUCAUCAUGGAGAAGGUGGACACUACCAUUAUGAUACUACCCCAGACACAGUGGAAUAUCUUGGAUACUUCUUGCCUGCAGAGUUUCUAUAUCGCAUUGAUCAACCAAAAGAGACCCAUUCAUUUGGGCGAGAUUAAGUCAAAUGAAAAAGAAAUAAUUAACUAAAGUUAACUAAUUAACUCAUUAAUUGAUACUACUAUAAAAUCUAAUAGAAAUGAUCUCACUACUUAAAUCCCAUUUUUUGACCUUUAACUGAAAGGUAUGUUGACAUUUACACUAUUAUUUCAUGGAACUACCUUAGAGAUUUUUGGAAACCAAGAUACAUAAUGAAAAUGUUCUUCAUUAUUUUUGUAUUCUUUAAUAACAGCAAAAUCAGUCUUAUGUUUAUACCUUAAGUAUAAAGACGAUCAGGAAUCAUAUGAUUUAUUCCUACUGUCUACUGGUAAUAACUUACAUUUGUAUAACAUUAUUAAAUUUUUCAAAUUAGUCUCACAA